AUCGUAAAAUUAUUGUUCCAAAACUUCACGCCACACUCUAUAGACGAGAAUGCCCCGAAACGGAAAGCGCCCACAACGGACGAAGACGACGACGACUAUCGUAAGAAGCGGAACCGAAACAAUGAGGCCGUCAAGCGAAGUCGCGUCAAGUCCAAGCAACGCACCGAAGAAACCCAACACAAGGUCAACGAUCUUCGGAUCAAGAACCAAAUCCUGGAGGAUAAAAUAAAAAAUCAAACCAAGGAGCUGAAGUUCCUGAAGGAGCUGUUCCUCACUCAGGCGCAGGCCAAAUCCGACAAACUGGUUGGAGUGAAUCUGGCGGAACUGCUCAAGAGCUCUGACGAAGAAGGGGAGGGGGAGGAUGAGGGAAGUGACGAGGGCAGGGAUAGCAGCAAGCGGAAGAAUAAGUCCGGGAACGGUCAAAAGGCGGGUAGCAGUCGGAGUAGCAAAGCGGGUUCUUCCAGGAAGAGUUAGGUCAUUCUGUAAGUUUUUGUUUGUAAGAUUAGGGUGUAAAUUGUACGGAUAAUUUGAUAUUUUAACAAUGUUAUAAGUCGAUACUAAA
Messenger RNA from Aedes aegypti (yellow fever mosquito), 562 nucleotides. It is a transcript of the gene Irbp18, whose product is annotated as CCAAT/enhancer-binding protein gamma. Gene Ontology annotation, molecular function: DNA-binding transcription factor activity, RNA polymerase II-specific; RNA polymerase II cis-regulatory region sequence-specific DNA binding. The transcript is spliced from 2 exons. The record is from RefSeq and is a predicted model, not a curated record. The annotation marks the transcript as partial. Lineage: Eukaryota; Metazoa; Arthropoda; Insecta; Diptera; Culicidae. Gene Ontology annotation, biological process: DNA-templated transcription; regulation of transcription by RNA polymerase II.